AUGGGGGAGCCUAUCUGGACUCGAGUCGGCCACGCUAUCGCAAAGGGCUUGCGCAUUGAUCUGGGCCCUGUCCCACCGCCCAUCGAGACGGAGGGCGUGUAUUCGUACUUUGAGCAGGAGCCCACGGCGGCCGAUUGGUUCCGUGGUCACACGCCCACUGUUCCACAGGUGCGUCGCUAUGUGUGGAACAUGUUUCCGUUUCUGCAUUGGAUCGGAUACUACAAUCUGCAGUGGUUGGCGGGAGACUUGGUCGCAGGCAUUACGGUGGGCGUGGUGGUGAUUCCCCAGGGUAUGGCUUAUGCCGAGCUGGCAAAGCUGCCUCCAGAGUAUGGUCUAUACUCUUCCUUCAUGGGCGUUUUGAUCUACUGGUUUUUUGCAACUUCCAAAGACAUAACCAUUGGGCCGGUGGCGGUAAUGUCAACCCUCAUGGGCUCAAUCCUCAUCAGGGUUCAGGCUGUGCAUCCCGAUAUUCCAGGUCCGACCAUUGCUUCGGCGCUGGCAAUUAUCUGCGGUGCUAUUGUCUUACUGCUUGGGUUGCUUCGUCUCGGAUUCAUCGUUGACUUCAUUCCCCUCCCGGCCAUCACUGCUUUCAUGACCGGUUCCGCCAUCAAUGUCUGUGCUGGUCAGGUCAAGACUGUGCUUGGAGAAAAGGCAAAUUUUUCGACCCGUGGAGCUACAUACAAAAUCAUCAUUGAUACGCUGAAGCAUCUUCCAUCUGCGAGAAUGGAUGCCGCGAUGGGUCUCACAGCUUUGGCAAUGCUGUACGGCAUUCGGGCUGCAUGCAACUAUGGCACGAGAAAGCAGCCACAGAGGGCGAGGCUUUUCUUCUUUCUAUCGACGCUGAGAACUGCUUUCGUGGUCCUCUUCUACACCAUGAUCAGUGCGGCAGUGAACCUACACCGACGUGACCACCCUGCCUUCAAGUUGCUUGGGAACGUCCCGCGUGGAUUCAAAGCUGCAGGCGUGCCUAAAAUUGAUAUCGCGAUCAUCAAAGCCUUUGUCAGUGAGCUUCCUGCCGCAUGUAUCGUCCUGUUGAUUGAACACAUCGCCAUCUCGAAGUCCUUCGGCCGUGUCAACAAUUAUACGAUCGAUCCAUCUCAAGAGUUCAUUGCAAUCGGUAUCUCAAAUCUACUCGGUCCAUUCCUCGGCGCAUAUCCAGCUACCGGAUCAUUCUCGCGCACGGCAAUCAAGGCAAAAUGUGGCGUGCGGACCCCUCUAGCAGGUGUCAUCACUGCUGUCGUCGUUCUUCUCGCCAUAUACGCCCUGCCAGCGCUGUUCUUCUACAUUCCGAAAUCCUCUCUAUCAGCCGUGAUCAUUCACGCGGUAGGUGAUCUCGUGACACCACCAAGCAUAACCUAUCAAUUCUGGCGUGUCGCUCCCCUCGACGCCGUCAUCUUCCUCGUGGGUGUGAUCGUGAUAAUUUUCUCAACUAUCGAAACAGGAAUCUAUGUCACGAUCUGUGUUUCCCUCGCCGUCUUGCUUUUCCGUCUCGCAAAAGCCAGAGGACAAUUCCUCGGCUACACACAAGUGUGCUCUGUUGUCGGUGAUAACGCCCUCAAAAACGGAGAAGGCUUCAAAGAAGACCCCGCCUCGUUCAGGAGAAUCUACCUUCCAGUCGACUACCAAGGCGGCAUCAACCCCCGCAUUAGAAUCCACCAUGCAAGCCCCGGGAUCUUCAUCUACAGAAUCUCCGACGGCUUUAACUAUCCAAACGCUAGCCAUUACACUGAGAAUCUAGUCAGCCACAUUUUCACUACAACCAGACGUACCAAUCCACAAGCAUGGGGAACCCCCGGAGAUCGACCAUGGAAUGACCCAGGUCCCACGCGCUCAGAGAGAAAGGCUCUACUGGCCAACGAGAUCCCUAUCUCACCACUUCCAACUCUCAAAGCUGUUAUUCUGGACUUUGCCGCCGUCAACAACGUUGAUGUAACCUCGGUGCAGAAUCUCAUCGACGUCCGGAAUCAGCUGGACCGCUGGGCCUCGCCGGAUCGCGUGCAGUGGCAUUUCGCACACGUGCAGAAUCGAUGGACGAAGCGGGCUCUUGCAGCUGCUGGGUUCGGCUGGCCAGCUGUCUCUGAUGGGUCUGUAGGAUGGCAAAGGGCUAUCUUUGAUGUAGCGGAGGUGAUGGACGGGGCUCUAUGUUCGUCGACCGGAUUGCACGUGGAGAAAAAGGACCUUGAGGUUGGUGUGGAGGCACAGGAGAACAGUGCAUCCUCUUCAUUCCGUGACUCGGGGGAUGACACUCCAAUUGUUCGGAGGCAGGGUGGGAUGGGUGAUUCUCGCCGGGUACGCAUGGCUGUUGUAGAUGGGAUCAAUCGGCCUUACUUCCAUGUUGAUUUGACGAGUGCCUUGAAGAGCGCGAUGGAAGAAUGA
Penicillium salamii is the source of this 2376-nucleotide messenger RNA. Lineage: Eukaryota; Fungi; Ascomycota; Eurotiomycetes; Eurotiales; Aspergillaceae. The record is from the annotation of a GenBank genome assembly.